AUUUACAGGUCACUAAGCGGCUCUGCGAACAUGGUGAAAUACUUUUCUGUGGACUGGCUGGCCCAGAGCCAUCACAACACCGCCCAGACUGAGGACCACGGUGCUGGCACGGAUAGCGCACCGACCUGCAGACCACAUAUUCCCUGCAUGGUGCCGCCGCGCCCGCCGACCUUUGGCAAGAGUUAUCUUCAGCCAAAACCCAAAGCAUCAAAGCCCGUUGAACACAUGGAGAGCAGCGGGCGUCAGGACACCAGCCUGUGCUCACCUCUGCAUCCAACCAGCUGCGCCUCACCAAUUUCAGAAAUGAGCGGCUAUUCCUCCGGCUACGAGAGCGAGGCGGCUUCCUCUGAGUGUCUCUCUGUGGACGAGGGGAGCGAGACCGAGAAAGACGGACCCCAGCGCCGCGUCCGCACCAAGUUCACCCCGGACCAGAUCGACAAACUGGAGAAGAUCUUCAACAAGCACAAAUACCUGGACGCUGGAGAGAGGGUGAAGACUGCGCAGAAGCUCAGCCUCACAGAAACUCAGGUGAGGACCUGGUUCCAGAACAGAAGGAUGAAGCUCAAACGGGAGGUGCAGGACUACCUCGCUCCCCAAGUCCCGCCGGUGAUGUUCCAACCUCUGUCCGCGGUUCAGUACCACAGCAUGGCCCGACAGCCACCCCACUACCCCGCCCCAGGCCCGGCCUUUUACCCGCUCCCCGUCCCGCAGCUGGUCCUGCAGCAGCAGAUGCCCCCUCACCACCGCAUGAUCCGCAGCCCACAUUUCUACUGAAGAGCUGUGAAGCUGAGACUUUUCCGACUGAAACACUUAGAAUCCAAACCAGUGCAAUCCAGAGUUG
Messenger RNA from Morone saxatilis (striped sea-bass), 841 nucleotides. It is a transcript of the gene vox, whose product is annotated as ventral homeobox. The coding region runs from base 31 to 774 and encodes 247 amino acids. The transcript has 3 exons. The record is from RefSeq and is a predicted model, not a curated record. Gene Ontology annotation, cellular component: nucleus. NCBI's taxonomy places the organism in Eukaryota, Metazoa, Chordata, Actinopteri, Moronidae. Gene Ontology annotation, molecular function: RNA polymerase II cis-regulatory region sequence-specific DNA binding; DNA-binding transcription factor activity, RNA polymerase II-specific. Gene Ontology annotation, biological process: cell differentiation; regulation of transcription by RNA polymerase II.